AACCCCGAUGACGUAAGCGGCGCCACGGCGGCGGCGCUGGAGUCAAGAGGGCGCGGGCGCGAAGAAAAAGGAUUAUUGUGGGGUAGAUUCCGGCGCAAGCGCAGUGUUUUACUUUCAAUGUCGAUAGUUUUGUUACAUAUUGAAUUUGUUUAACUGUAUUUGUUUCGUUUAAAUGAGUGAUUAAGUAUUUCACACGUUGUCUCAUUUAACUGCCUAAUUAAUUUAUAUUUGAGUUUGCGUGUUGUAGUCUUACGACAUAAUAUCUUAACAUCAGAAGUGGCAUACGUUUCUCGCAUCCUAGUGUAACAGUUAGCCUACAAAAUGGGCAAGAAACGCAAAAAUAAGCGCAAACGCCUGUCAAAACGCACACGAUCUUCGUCAAGUAGUGGCAGUUCGACGGAGAGCAGCUUAAGUAGUGGUCACAAAGACUCCGCCGAUGACACCACGAGUGCGAAAAAGGAUACGUUCUUCAUAGUACAAAUAAGUGAUGGGAACCUACUGGACUUUACUACGUGCCUGGGGACAUGCACGGUGCAGGAGGGCCGUGUUGGCAACCCCGAUGACGUAAGCGGCGCCACGGCGGCGGCGCUGGAGUCAAGAGGGCGCGGGCGCGAAGAAAAAGGAUUAUUGUGGGGUAGAUUCCGGCGCAAGCGCAGUGUUUUACUUUCAAUGUCGAUAGUUUUGUUACAUAUUGAAUUUGUUUAACUGUAUUUGUUUCGUUUAAAUGAGUGAUUAAGUAUUUCACACGUUGUCUCAUUUAACUGCCUAAUUAAUUUAUAUUUGAGUUUGCGUGUUGUAGUCUUACGACAUA
Molecule: messenger RNA, 811 nt
Organism: Pararge aegeria (speckled wood butterfly)
Lineage: Eukaryota; Metazoa; Arthropoda; Insecta; Lepidoptera; Nymphalidae
Exons: 2
Coding region: 322-705 (127 amino acids)
Source: RefSeq, a predicted model, not a curated record